UUUCACAUCCACUUGACCGCCUUUCUGGUGUUAUUGGUUCGGGGAGCCAAACCCGGUUCCAAUCUACAAAGACCUAUGGUUCAGGUAAGGUACCGGGUGGGCUGGUACCCUCUUCGCUUGUCGACUAUGGUCCGGUACCUUCUACCCGGUACAUCUGUCCCUUGGCUCGUUCCAAAGUCUAUCCUACUCCUGACGUUGAGGUGGUUGAGGUUCAUUCAUGUUAUCAAUGCCGACGAAAAUAGAAGUUGCUCGCCAGUAUUGUUACGGUCGGACGACGGAACUUUUGUACCGGAUCAAGUCUCAAAAAUUCGUUUCCGCUUGGUUCUGACUCGAUCCGAUGCGAAAGGGGCGAUGUACACUUCAUUAUUAAUCCACUGGAGAUCACAAUGUUGACUAGGUAGGUCAAGGAAGUCCGAGAGAGUCCGAGAGAUUUAUCUGUCUCAAUCUCCAUGAACAAGCACCAUCUCCAUCAGUAUGCAGUAGGAUUUCGGGUUGGUAGGGAUAAGCUGAUCGUCUACUGCGUACUGCGUAUGACCUGCACUGGUCCCCACAAUGAUUGAACAGAUCAUGCCUGUAAUCGUGACGGCUGACAAGGGAUCCCAGC
Aspergillus sclerotioniger CBS 115572 is the source of this 604-nucleotide messenger RNA. RefSeq lists its product as uncharacterized. The coding region runs from base 127 to 393 and encodes 88 amino acids. The record is from RefSeq and is a predicted model, not a curated record. Lineage: Eukaryota; Fungi; Ascomycota; Eurotiomycetes; Eurotiales; Aspergillaceae. The transcript has a single exon.